Linum tenue is the source of this 213-nucleotide messenger RNA. NCBI's taxonomy places the organism in Eukaryota, Viridiplantae, Streptophyta, Magnoliopsida, Malpighiales, Linaceae. The record is from the annotation of a GenBank genome assembly.
AUGGGACAAACUGGAGAGCCGGAGGAGGCGACAGGGUUGGUUGCAUUCCUCUGCCUUCCGGCGGCCUCUUAUAUUACCGGCCAGAUUGUUUCCGUUGAUGGGGGAGCCACUGUCCAUUGCUUCUCUCCCCCUGAAGUGGAAGGUCAUGAAUCAGAUGGCAUGUUCAUCUCCUACUUUAUAACCCUUCACCAGCCAAUAAUAAUCAUGUAUUGA